Aspergillus nidulans FGSC A4 is the source of this 870-nucleotide messenger RNA. RefSeq lists its product as uncharacterized. Gene Ontology annotation, cellular component: extracellular region. Gene Ontology annotation, molecular function: chitin binding. The coding region runs from base 1 to 870 and encodes 289 amino acids. The record is from RefSeq and is a predicted model, not a curated record. Lineage: Eukaryota; Fungi; Ascomycota; Eurotiomycetes; Eurotiales; Aspergillaceae. The transcript is spliced from 3 exons.
AUGGCCAUCUCACUUAGGCUUAAUCUUCUACCUACCCUUCUGCUUGCCCUGCAGAGCAGUGCCAUUCGCUUGGAUGCUCGGGAACCACCCGCUGAUUGCUCCACGAACAGGACCUAUACUGCAGUUUCUGGAGAUACCUGCGCAAAGAUCGCAAGUGCGCAUAGCCCUGGGGCAUUAUGCAUGGACAUUGCGGCGGCCAACUCUCUCAGCAUUCAGGAACUUCUCGAGUGGAACACAUACAUCAAUCCCGAAUGUACGAACCUCCAGGCUGGUGACGAGGUCUGCGUGGCCCUACCAACCCCUUCACCGACUACAACAUUUGUUGCUUCCCCGACGACGUUACAAAAAAGGGGUUACGCUACUUCGAUCGUAGAGCCACCUGGUCCUGUCCCUCACGGGACGACGAAGAACUGUGGGCUAUACUAUGGAGUAAAACCGGGCGAUUUCUGUGACUCGAUUGCCGACCGAUUCAGCAUUGACUAUCAGCUCUUCAGGGAUAUCAACCCAGCCAUUGACGCUGAUUGCACGAAUCUUGUCCCGGGUCUCUACUACUGCGUCUCUCCAACCCGGGACUGGGACCAGACAACGACUACCAUCUCGACUUCGACGUACGCUUCUGCGCCUGCGCCCACGACAAGUGGAACUACUUCUAAUUGUUACGAGUGGUACGUUGUUCACUCUGGAGACACCUGUAACCAAAUCGCGUCGAUCUAUGGCAUUUCCGUCCAGGAGUUACGGCUCUGGAACCCAAGCCUCAGACAGGACUGCUCAAACCUGAGACCCGGCCACGCGUAUUGUGUCCAUGGAGAGCUCCCGAGUGUUCCGACUCCGCACUCGACUCCCGCACAGCCUACACCAGACUUCUCUUAA